AUGGUGGACACGGAGUCGGCGGUCUCGACGAUGCUGGACGGCCUGGAGGGCCUGCCCACCAACCCGCCCUCGCUCUACUGCGACCUGGAGGGCGUCAACCUCUCUCGGUACGGCAGCAUCUCCAUCUUCCAGCUGCACGUCUUGCCGCGCAACCGCACCUACCUCAUCGACAUCUACACGCUCCAGAACAAGGCCUUCUCCACGCCGAGCAAGAGCGGCCGCACGCUCAAGGACAUCCUGGAGUGCGCCGCGACGCCGAAGGUCUUCUUCGACGUGCGCAACGACUCGGACGCGUUGCACAGCCACUUCGGCAUCGCGCUGGCCGGCGUGCAGGACCUGCAGCUGAUGGAGCUGGCGGCGCGCUCCUCCUUCAGCCGGCGCGUGGUCAACGGGCUGGCGCGGUGCAUCGAGCGGGACGCGCCGCUGUCGGCGGCCGAGCGGCGCGCGUGGGCGGCCGUCAAGGAGGCCGGCCUGCGGCUGUUCGCGCCCGAGCGCGGCGGCAGCUACGCCGUGUUCAACGCGCGCCCGCUGCCCCCGGCCAUCCGCCGGUACUGCGCGCAGGACGUGCUGGUCCUGCCGCGCCUGUGGGCGCUCUACGACCGCCGCAUGGGCGCCGCGUGGCGCGCGCGGGUGCUGCAGGCCUCGCGCGAGCGGGUCGCGAUGUCGCAGGCCGCGACGUACAACCCCUGGGGAUCCGAUAGGGCGCUGGCGCCGGCUAAUUGGUAG
This is a messenger RNA of Thermothielavioides terrestris NRRL 8126, 726 nucleotides long. RefSeq lists its product as uncharacterized. The transcript has a single exon. The record is from RefSeq and is a predicted model, not a curated record. Gene Ontology annotation, molecular function: 3'-5' exonuclease activity; nucleic acid binding. Gene Ontology annotation, biological process: nucleobase-containing compound metabolic process. NCBI's taxonomy places the organism in Eukaryota, Fungi, Ascomycota, Sordariomycetes, Sordariales, Chaetomiaceae. The coding region runs from base 1 to 726 and encodes 241 amino acids.